AUGUCUACAGCAUCACCUUACUACCAGUAUCAGUAUCAGUACCAGCAGCCGACGGGAUCCCUCCCGGUGAAUGUUCCGGGGAAGACGCCGCAUCAACCCUACACCGCUCGUCACAAUCGGAACACUUCGGCGUACAGUCAACUCUCGGCAUCCCCACCAGAGAGGCCUGAAAGUGUCUCAUCUUCCGGCGCUGGAGUCUUCUCUUCUGCAUCAAGCAACUAUGCAGGUAGCGAAUAUGAAUCGUCCAGUGGAGCUACUAGCGUGGACUUGCUAGAUUACAUGAACGACCGACUUUCGUCCGCCUACAAUCCAUUACCAAUGGAUAAGAAUUUGGCAAGGCAGGCGCAGAUGUCGGGUGAGCUGAAUGCAAAGAACCGCGAGCUACUGGCUCUACAAGCUCAAGCUCGAGCACGUCUCGCAAGGACUCGGGCGAACUUUUCAGACGGCAUGAAAGCCGCGAGAGAAGUUCAGCGGGAUUUGGAAUGGACGCAGAAGAAAGUGCACUCUCUCAACGCACGGGCAGCACAAAAGUACCCAGAGCAGUACAGAGCUGCAAGCCAACGCUACCCUGCACCAGUCGAGUAUUGA
Ramularia collo-cygni is the source of this 588-nucleotide messenger RNA. RefSeq lists its product as uncharacterized. NCBI's taxonomy places the organism in Eukaryota, Fungi, Ascomycota, Dothideomycetes, Mycosphaerellales, Mycosphaerellaceae. The coding region runs from base 1 to 588 and encodes 195 amino acids. The record is from RefSeq and is a predicted model, not a curated record. The transcript is spliced from 3 exons. Gene Ontology annotation, cellular component: BLOC-1 complex; endosome. Gene Ontology annotation, biological process: endosome organization; regulation of protein localization.